ACGUAGUUGCGAAGAAAAAAUUAAAUAUUUUUGUGUGUUUUUAAAGAGUUUCAAUUGCUUUGACAAAACACGGCAAAUCUGCAUUUUUGAACGUAUUUGAAUUCGUGUGUUCGCAAUGUGCAAUAUUUUCAAUAUACGCACAAACAGUGAUUUGUAUGUAUAUAAUCUGUAGCUGUUGUUGUACCUGAUUCGUUGCGAUUUUCGUAUGCUGCUGCGUUAAAAGUGGUGGAAAAUGUGUGCAACAAAAAACAUGCAAUUGCCACUAACUAUGCACAUUGGGCAGCCAGCGGCAACAGUGCGUUAGUUAUUAUUAUAAAUUUGGUGUGGUGCGAGUGCGUUAAACGUGAAAAGUAGCUAAGAAAAUUCGCGCGUGCAACACAAAAUUGCGCCAAUAAGCGAACGACGACGACGUUUCUGUCUGUUUCUGUUUUAUUGCAUUCCUGCUCGCACACAUACAUACAUACAGAGCAACAGAGAUUUUCGAGCAUACAUAUGCAUAUGUAUGCUUGCAUGUAUAUGCAUACACAUAUACAUAAACAUAUACCCACAUGCAUUCACGCAAUAAACGCAGCGCAACCAACAACAACAAACAACAAUCAACAUUGGCCGCAACACAAAUGUUUUGUUUCAGUGUAAUUGUUGCAAUUGCCAUCAAGUGGCCACGCGCGCCAACCAUCGCAUAAACGAAUUGUAAACAACAGGAAAAAUAAUCGCAACAAAAGGCGAAACUCGAACUGAAGUAUUCUGCAAAACCGAGUGGCACUUGCAACGCGCCCGCCUCCCGUCAAGAUGUCGCGCUGGGGCAAGAACAUUGUCGUGCCGCUGGACUCGCUCUGCAAGGAGAAGGAGAACACCAAUCGGCCGACGGUGGCCCGCUCCGUCGGCACAGUGGGCAAAUGGGGCAAGAUGGGCUUCACAUCGACGCGCACCUAUACGCUAUCCGCACUGCAUCCCAUGGCCGCGGCGGCGGCUGCUGCUGCGUCUGCCGCCAGUCCCGCCCAGAGUCCGGCCUCCACGCACGAUCACGAUCCGAACGAUAUGUCUGUGUCGGUGCCGGAACCGCCCAAGCCCAAGAAGUUCUUCAAGUCGCGCAAUGCGGCGCCGCCGGAGGUGAUCGCACAGAUAAUACAACAGCUGCCGCACUGUGUCGCCGGCACCUCACCCAUGCGGGAUCAGGCGGCCAUGACGCCCACACGGGAACCCAUCAAGCUCAAGCUGGCCAAAGGCAACUCCGCAGAGCGGAAGCGUAAGUCGCCCAAGAAGAAGGCGACGGCGGCGGCCGCAGCGGCAACGGCAACGACGGCUGCCUUAACGCCAGGUGCGUUUGGUGCCGCCGAAAUAGGCGAUGGCCUGGCCUUGGAUGCAGCUGAUCAAAUGGAUCUGUCUGCGGGCGCAUCGCCCACGGCUGAGCCCAAGGGCAAGAAGAAGAAAAUCAAGGAGGAGAAGAAACUAAAGCCAGAGGCGCCGCCAUCCCGCAUCUUGGGGCGCGCCCGCAAAGCGGUCAACUACUGCGAAGUGGACGAGGACGACCGCUAUCCCACGCCCAUCAAAGAUCUGGUUAUGCCCAAAACGCGUGCGCCCGAAACAACAACAGCCGCAUCCCAGGAUGCUGCAACACCAGCAGCCCCAGCUCCAGCCCCAGCCGCAACCCCUGCAGCAGCAGCAGAUGGGAAUCCAGCGCUUCCUCCGCCAACGACGGCGCCCAGUGCAGCAGCCGUUGGCAUCACAGCCGCCUCAGCUUCCACAAUGGCCCCAACUACAGUGCCAUCUGCAUCCGCCUCAUCCAGUGCUUCCCGCACGCCCGAACAUCCGCCAAUUGUUCUGCGCAUUUCCAAAGGCACCUCACGUUUAGUCAGCACGGACAGCGAGGAGCCGCCAAAUAGUUCGCCUGCACAGCAGCUGCAGCAGCAUCACCAGCACCAGCACCAGCAGCAGCCAUACGAGACGCCCAGCAAUGCGCUGACCGAUCAAAUAGAAGCCAUAGUUCCUGCAAGUACGCCAAAAAUAACUGUAAAACCGCUGCGACCGCCGACAGCGGCAGAAGCACAGGACGCAUCAGCUGGCAGCGAAGCGUUAACGCUGGCAGCGACGCACGCAGCGAUCGAGAAAACGAACAACGACGACGAAGAAGAAGAGGACGAGGAGGAAGAAGACGAAGAGGAAGAACCGCCCGAAAUCAAUUAUUGCACUGUGAAAAUCUCACCAGACAAACCGCCCAAGGAGCGCCUGAAGCUGAUCAUCAAAACGGACGUCAUACGAAACGCGAUCGCCAAAGCAGCCGCCGCCGCUGCAGCUAAGGCCGCUGGCGAGGAGUCGCGCAGCGAAAAGAAAUCCAAAAGUAAAAAGCAUAAACAUUUAAAGCACGCCCAGCUAGUCGAGCAACUGCAGCCCAGCCUACCACCAGUAGCAACAGCAGCAGGAGGAGCAACAGUUGCAACAGUUGCUGCCACAACUGCGUCGGUCGCCGAAUUGGCCAAUACGGAGUUUAAGACGCCGUCGCCGCAUCUGGCGCUGAGCGAGCCGCAGCAGCAGCAACAGCAGCUGCAUCCCACGCAUAUACAGCCAUUGCGCGGCUCGGUUAUAUCGCCGACGACACGCUCCGAUCACGACUUCGAUUCGCAGUCGUCGGUGCUGGGCAGCGUCUCGUCGAAGGGCAACAGCACGCCGCAGCUGCUGGCGCAGGCGGUGCAGGAGGAGAGCUGUGUGAUACGCAGUCGCGGAUCCAGUGUCAUAACCAGCGAUCUAGAGACCAGCCAGCACUCCUCACUGGUGGCGCCCCCCUCGGACAUUGAGUCGCGCCUCGAGUCCAUGAUGAUGACCAUCGAUGGCAAUAAUACGGCUGCAGCUGCAGCUACAGCAGCAGCAGCAGCAGCAGCUGCCGGCACAGUUGCGGGGGGAUCAGCGACGGAUCUGCAUAGUCGUGUGGAGCAGCCGCUGCAGCAGGACAUACUCUCGGUGCUGCGCGGCGAUGUGGUGCCGCGUCUGAAUGGCGUUGACGAGCCGGCCGCCGCCGAGUCCAAACAGCCAAAGCGGGCAACGCGCGGGCGUGCGCGCAAGACCAAUAGCAAUGCGGAGGCGGCGCCCACGGAGACGCGCACAAGAGCGCGCGCCAAGCCGUUGGAGGCAUCACCCACAUCAACGUCCACGCCCGCGCCCGCGGUCACGAAGCGUGCCACACGCACGCGUGGCAGCAAGAGAACGGAAACGGAAAUGGAGCUGGUCGAGUCGCCCGAGAAGUCCCUGGAGGUGGCUGAGGCGCCGCCGCGACGCGGACGUGCUGCUGCGCGCGCCAACAAUAACAAUUUGGCCAGCAGCAACAACAAUAACAACAACAACAAUAACAACAUCAACAAAAUUGCCGCCAAUCUGUCCGCCAAAGCGGAGGCCAGUCGCACCACAGACAAUGGCGCCGGCAGCGCCGCCAGCGGAACGCGUAGCUAUGGACGCAAGCGAAAAAAUCAGCAGGUAACGCAGCUGCUGCCACACGGCGAAGCGGAUGCCACAACGGCGGAGCAGCUGAAGCUGAAGCUGCUGGAGCAGCAGCAGCAGCAGCAGCAGGAGGCACAGCUAAACGAUGAUAGCCAGCCAACGCCGGCCAAGGUGCCGCACACGGAUCUGGCUCUAGAUCUGGAUCUGGAACUGGAUCUGGAUCUGAAUCUGGAUCUGGAUGGGGAGCCAGAUCCGGGCAUGGAUGAGCUAUCGAAUACAUCGAACAGCUCCUCGAUGCAGCACGAUGGCUCCUCUUCAUCGCCGCCGCCGCGUGAUUACAAAUUCAAGGAUAAGUUCAAGCGCACGCUCACCCUGGAUACGCAGGUGGCGGCCGCUGGAGCUGCUGGUGCAGCAAAUGCCGCUGCUGCUGCUGCCGCCGCCGCCGCCGCUGCUGCGGAGGCGUCUGGUUCGAGCAGUGCCGCCAACACCGGCAGCGAGGAGACGCAGCGCGGCGCCGUCAAGCUGGUCAUCUCAAAGAAGAAGGGCAGCAUCUUCAAGAGCCGGGCGCUGGUGCCCUCCGACCAGGCCGAGCAGGCGUCGGUGGCUAAGCGACAUCUGUACAAGCACAGCUGGGAUGCAGCACUGGAGGCUAACGGCGGCGGCACUGGCAGCGAUGCCAGCAAUGCCUCCGCCUCGACGACAGCGGGCGGAGGCGCCAAAGCGGACAGCCUGAUAGCCGGCAAAGCGGCCACCAUCGAUGCCAUCUAUGGUGACUUUGGUGAUAGCAACUCCAACAACAAUACCUGCAGCAGUUCCGCGCUGCGCGGCGAAAGUCCGGCCCUGGGCAAACUGACGCGCCAGUCCAAGCCACAGCACAGUGGACAAUCCUCGGCGGCGGCGUCAAGCGAUGCCUUCGAUCUUGAACUGGAACCAAGCCCGGACGAAGCUGGUCCCGGCGGCGGCAACGCUGGAGCUGGAGCUGUAGCUGCCGGUGGAGGUGGAGGUGGCGCUGGUGAGCGAACGGGUCUGCGCGUGGAUCGCAAAACAAAGGAAUACUAUACGGUGGUGCGGAAUGUGAAGACGGCGCAUCAGAUACAGGAGAUUGGCGAGUACCAGGAGAUGUAUGACGAUGUCGAGUACAUACUGGAUGCACUGCAGCCGCACAAUCCACCGCCCACACGUUGCCUAUCCGCCCUGCAGCUGGCCACCAAAUGUAUGACGCCCGCCUUUCGUAUGCAUGUGCGCGCCCACGGCGUCGUCACCAAGUUCUUCAAGGCGCUCUCUGAUGCCAACAAGGAUCUGAGCCUGGGCCUGUGCACCUCGGCCAUUAUGUAUAUACUCUCCCAGGAGGGGCUCAAUAUGGAUCUCGAUCGGGAUUCGCUCGAGCUGAUGAUCAAUUUGCUGGAAGCCGAAGGCGUGGGCGUGGCUGCCCACACAGACCGUCCCAAUUAUGAGCGCAACAAGCAAAAGGUGCGCGAACUAUGCGAGGAGAUCAAGGCCCAGGGCAAGGGCACCCAUCUGAAUGUCGAGUCCAUAACAGUGGGCACUUUGGCGAUGGAAACGCUGCUCUCGCUAACCUCAAAGCGUGCGGGCGAAUGGUUCAAGGAGGAUCUGCGCAAACUGGGCGGCCUGGAGCAUAUUAUUAAGACAAUAUCCGAUUUCUGUCAGCCGGUGAUUGCCACGGCUGCCACGGAUAUGGCCCUGGUCGCUUGGGAGCCGGCUCUUCUCGAUAAUAUGCAAACGGUGGCGCGCUGUUUGCGCGUCCUCGAGAAUGUCACGCAGCACAAUGAGGCGAAUCAGCGGUAUAUGCUCACCUAUGCCAAGGGACGGGCCGUGGAUACGCUUUGCUUUCUGUACCGGCUAUGCGAUCGACAGCUGCUGCUGCAUCCUUCCACGGCCGAGCAGAACAGCAGCAAGGAGCAUCCGGGCGUGGCCAUGCGCGAACUCCUCAUACCCGUCAUGAAGGUGCUCAUCAAUCUGACGCACACGUUCAACGAGGCGCAGCCCUCGCUGGGCGCCGAGCUGCUCGGCAAGCGCAGCGAUGUCAUCGAGACAAGCUUCCAUCUGCUGCUGCUUGCAUCCAACUACAUUCCGGAUCGCUGUGUCUUCGAGCUGAGCAUCCUGGUGCUGACCCUGCUCAUCAAUCUCUGCAUGCACACGCCGCCCAAUCGUGCCACACUGAUGCAGGCCCAUGCGCCCGCCGAAUAUGUGGCGGACAAUCCAACGCCCGGUGAUCAGGCGGUCAGUGCGGUUCAGGCGCUGCUCGAGUACUUCUACAAGUGCGAGGAGCUGGCCAGACUUGUGGAGAAGAACACGGACGCCUUCCUCGAGAGCAAUGAGAAGAGCAAAAAGAAGCAGGAGGAGGUCGAGGAGACAGUCAACAAUCUUGUGCAACGCGCUAGCCAUCACAUGGAGCACACACUGAAAGGCAGCUAUGCGGCGAUAUUGAUUGGAAACCUGAUCACCGAUAACGUCCAGUAUGAGACAAUCGUGCGGCGGCAGCUGCGUGGCAAUAGCUUUAAGGAGAUCGUUGGUGUGCUGGAGAAAUAUCACACCUUUAUGAACCUGACAUCCAGUUUGGAGGCCGCAUUUGUGGCGCACAUGAAGUCCACUAAGAAGAUAAUUGACAACUUCAAGAAGCGCGACUAUAUCUAUGAGCAUGCGGAUGAGGAUCAUACGAUGCCGAUGCCCCUCAAUCUAGAGACGACGACGCAUCAGCAUCAUCAUCAGCAUCAUCAUCAUCAUCAUCAUCAUCAUCAUGAGCCAAAUGAUGCGGCGCACACGCUAGAUGCGAAUGCUUCCAGCAGCAACACAAGCAUUGCAACCGGCGGCAGCAGCAGCAGCAGCAGCAACAACACCGCCGCCAGCAACAGCAGCAGCGGCAACACCACCUCCACCAACACCAGCAGCAGCAGCGGCAGCAGUGGCGGCAGUAGCAUGCCACGUGUCUUUAAGACCUACAGCAGUCAUAGAUAAUCAAUGCCGGACGACCACUAAGCCAGCUCUGUGGAAGACAGAAGACGCCGCCGUCGCCGCCGCCAGUCACUGAAAGCCUGCCACCAAAAUAAUAAUUAUUUAUGUUGUUUGUAAUUGCUGACAAUUGCAGCCUAUAUAUAAUUAUUUAUUUCCUAUUACGUAUAUGUGAACACACACCACACAAUUUUAUAUAUAUAUAUAUGUAUAUGUGUAUAUUUUAUAAUAUUUCGCUGUGCUCUGCUUGGCUCUGCCUUCGGUUUUCAGCUUAGCUUCGCAAUAUUUAAUUGUAUUGUAUUUAAAACAAAAAAGUGAUAGCAAAUGAGCAUGGUCAGCGUUUUAACUACAAACACACGCACACACACACACACACACACACACACACACACACACACACAUCCGCAUACACACAACAGCCACACAGACACACACUCAAAGAUCCAAAUUAACUACUGAUAAUGUGUACGUUAUAUAGUCAUAAGCAAUAUUAGCAACUAUUAUAUAUUUACUUACACACACACACACACACACACACACACACACACACACAGAUAAUCGAUUGUACAUAUUGUUUAUUCAACGAUUUUAUUCAAUGCUAUCUAGGUUUUAUUUAAUGUUUCUAUGCUCUAUAACUAUUUUAAUUAUAAUUAAAUAUUCUUUUUUUUUUUUUAACUAUAUAUAUAUAUAUGUAUUUAUAAGCACACACACACACACACCUACUUGUACGUGUAUAAAGUAGAAGAUGUAAUGUUUUGCAAACAAAAACAAACCAGAAAAAAAAUAUAGUUAUUUUAUUGCGUAUAGCGUUUAAGCAAAAAUAAGAACUCUAUCCGUAAUUAAAAAUGUAUGUAUGUAUGUGUAUGUUUAAAUGAAAAAUGUCAUAUUUAGGCUUACAACUGAGAUAUAAACCAGAGAGAGAUAUAUAAAAAAAAAAACAAGAAAAACUCAAUUUCGGGAACAAA
Molecule: messenger RNA, 7364 nt
Organism: Drosophila montana
Lineage: Eukaryota; Metazoa; Arthropoda; Insecta; Diptera; Drosophilidae
Gene: wapl
Product: wings apart-like
Exons: 8
Coding region: 790-6405 (1871 amino acids)
Source: RefSeq, a predicted model, not a curated record